Molecule: messenger RNA, 937 nt
Organism: Malania oleifera
Lineage: Eukaryota; Viridiplantae; Streptophyta; Magnoliopsida; Santalales; Ximeniaceae
Product: HVA22-like protein e
Exons: 4
Coding region: 251-640 (129 amino acids)
Source: RefSeq, a predicted model, not a curated record
GCCGGUGCUAAAGCUAGACCGACACGUUUAAGGCAGAAUCCGAUACUACCUCUAAUGCUGCCACGUGGCGCCAUCUCCGUCCCUUUUAAACAACAACGCCUCUUCAACAUCAUCCCUCCAAGAUCUCGCCUUUGUUCUUUCCGAAUACCGUUUCCUCGCUUCUUUCUCUCUCUGUUUUGCUCUGUUUCUCUGUUUUGUUCUGUUUCUGCUCUGUUUUUGGGCAAACUAAAUAAGAAUAAAAAACAGAGAAAUGAGUCGUCUGUGGACUGUGCUCACUCAUGUUCACUCACUCGCUGGGCCGGUGCUGAUGCUGCUCUACCCUUUGUAUGCGUCGGUUGUGGCCAUAGAGAGCCCAUCAAAAGUGGAUGAUGAGCAGUGGCUUGCUUACUGGAUCUUAUAUUCAUUUCUAACCCUCAUGGAGAUGGUGCUUCAACCCAUUUUACAGUGGGUACCAAUUUGGUAUGAUGUGAAGCUAGUGUUGGCGGCAUGGCUGGUUCUGCCGUGGUUCAGAGGGGCAGCCUUCAUCUAUGAGCGGUUUGUGAGAGAGCAAAUCAAGAAAUAUGGAGAGAGAGAUCAGAAUCCCAGUGGGAAGAGCAGGUCCAAGUUCGUAGAUUUCCUUGUUCCCAAGAAAGUGAGCUGAUUGAUUAAUUAAUGAAUCAGCUGUUCUCUGUUUCUGCAACUCAUUUGACUUUGGCUAAUUUCAAUGUACACUCUGCAGUGGAGGUGGUUCAAUUUUAAUGUGAAAUUUUGAAUGUAAAAUGUACAUGGAACAGGGCAGUGUCCAAGAGGCUUAUUGAGCAAGAAAAGAACAUACUAAUAAGAAAAAAAUUAACAUCCCAUCUUUUGAUGUUGGCCUCUGCCCAUUUGAUUUUGCUUUUUUGUGACUGUAAGAAUUCACUUUAGCAGUUUGAAUGUGUGAAAAUUUCUUGAGAUCAAA